UACUUACUAGUCACUCUCAUCUCAGCCGCGUGGUGUCAUCUGGUUCAACAAGACCCACGAACACAGGUCAGUCAACUCCAGUCAACUGCCCCCACCAACACAUAAACAACUCAAUCACUCCUCUAAUUAUCUAUAUUUUCCUAAAUUCUAUGUAAAUAAUUUAAUCAAUCAACAAAUAUCUCUCGAUUCUCUCUGUCUGAGAAUCGUCAUCACAUGGCCGAGAAUUCAAUUCUGGGUAGUUGUUAUCUGAAUCUCUGUCUCGUCGUUUUGUUCGUAUUUAUAUGCUUUCAUGGUCAAUGUUCCUCGCACGAAGUCCAACGUGGUGCUCCGUACAAUUCCUUCACUGUCUCAAGCUUCAGCUAUUCCAAAACCCAGCUCAAACCCUACGAUUGGCGUUAUAUCAGAGUUGAUUUGCCACCAUGGUUCUCUUCAAUGUCAGUUGCAUUGGAGUCAGACAUAGAUCUUGAUCCUAAAAGCAUUAAAAAAGUUCCCAGAAGCCGGAUACCGAUGAUAUGCCUACGAGAAGGCGGCCCUCCUCUUCCGGAUGCUUAUAACACUUCUUUGAUCAGUUUAGUUUUAGAUCCUAUAUCAAAUGGAUCUUUUGGAGACAUACAAGGUCUUCAGAAUGAGGAACUCUGCUAUCUCAUGCAGAAAAAUAUAUCCGUCACACUAACAAAUGAGCAGAUCUCUCCCGGAGUCUGGUAUUGGGGUCUAUUUAAUGGCAUUGGACCUACAAGGACACAGUCAAAGAUGAUUAUUCGAGGCCCAGCUUACUCAUUCAGUGGCAAUGUAAGUGUGGAAGGAUGCAAAUCCCCAAUGCAGUUGGGCCAAUAUUGCAACAGAACGGUUGAUCUGCUUUCAUGCGCAGACAACUACAAUUUAACAGGAAAUCUUUCAGAUACUAAAUUGUACAAUCAAACAGAAGCAAACGUGGUCUCUUGUACAAAUUCUGAUGGGAAUUCUUGCCACGGAGACAGUGAACCAAAGAUCUACUCCUUGGAUGUAGUGGAUAUAGCAGAACAACUAACCAUAAUGGCAACAAAUGUGAGAUUCAAUGAAACAGCAUCCAAUGGUAGGGUGAAUGAUAAUGGAAUUAUUUUGACAUGUUAUGCACGUCACGGUGCAAUACCACUUGCCACGUUGCCUGAUUAUUCUGCUAAUAUCAGCAAAAACCCUUUGGUUAUACGCUCACCAAAAGUUGGCCGCUGGUAUAUUGCAAUUCAUCUUGUUAAUCUGUCAAAUGAAAUUGGAGGGGUUCAGGAUGUGAAUGUAAAUGUCUGCUAUUCUUUGGACUGGCAAGUACUUCAGUGUCCUGAGGGGAAGGCUGGAUUGAACUGUACAUGGGAAAGAUACAUGCUUCAGACCGUUCUCAGGAAGAAUCCAUCCGUUCCUUUUGAAUCAUAUUAUUUACCAAUAAGCGAAAGGGUAUCAUCAAAAUCAGCUAAUUUCCCUCUUGAACCUCUUUUAAGCAACUCCUCAAAUGACGGAAAGUUGGAUUUUGUUUGGACAUAUUUUCUUCUGGACGUUCCUUAUGGUGCUUCUGGAGGCAAUCUUCACGUCCAACUAAAGUCCGAUGCAAAAAUAAACUAUGAAAUAUAUGCCAAAUAUGGUGGAUUGCCAUCUUUUGAUAGUUGGGACUACUUCUACGCAAACAUGACAAGUUUCAGCAAUGGCUCAAUGUUUUUCAAGCUGUAUGAUUCAGGUGAUGAAACGGUUAGUUUCUACAUCUUUUAUGUUAGAGGCGGAACAUGGAGUUUUGGAUUGAGGCACCUAAACCCGAGUGAUAAUACUACCAAAAAUCAAACAACUUUGUCUAUUUCACUAGAGAGAUGCCCAAUGAAAUGCUCUUCUCACGGGACGUGUCCGUCUGUUCUGGAUACAAGUGGAUUGACUUUAUACAGUUAUUGUUCUUGUGAUAGAGACCGCGGAGGCUUUGACUGUAGUGUCGAGAUUGUUUCACCUCAAGCCUUUUCUAAAGGAAAAAUGCUGAAAACUCGUGUAGGACACCUUUGGCAAUCGAUUUCUCUUAUUGCUUCCAAUGCUGCUGCUGUACUUCCUGCUUUUUGGUGCCUUCGCCAGAAGGCAUUUGCGGAAUGGGUUCUUUUCAUGUCUAGCGGCAUUGCUAGUGGAUUAUAUCAUGCAUGUGAUGUAGGCACCUGGUGUCCAUUAUCUUUUCACGUGUUGCAGUUUUUGGAUUUUUGGCUCUCUUUCAUGGCGGUGGUGAGCACUUUUGUAUACCUAGCUGAUAUCAGUGAUGCUUCUAAGAGGACAAUUCACACAGUUGUAGCAAUUGUUACAGCCCUUAUGGCUGAAACUGGACCAACCAGGUCUACCAAUAUUGUUCUUGUAAUAGCAAUCGGGGCAUUUGGACUUCUUAUUGGGUGGCUGAUUGAAUUUUUUACGAAAUAUAGGUCUCGUUCGAUUUCAACAGUAUUCUGUCUAAAUAUCGUCAACAGGUGGCAAACCGUUAAGGUAUGGCUCCAUAAUCUCAUGAAGACGAUUCUAAAACGUUUCCGCUGGGGAUAUGUACUAGCAGCGUUCACUGCGUUAGCAAUGGCUGCCAUUAGCUGGACACUGGAAUCCAGUGAAAGCUACUGGGUUUGGCACAGUGUGUGGCAUGUGAGCAUAUACUCUUCUUCCUUCCUCUUCCUCUGUUCAAAAGCAAUUACUAUAGAUAGCGAGAAUCAAAAUCAAAGACCUCCAGAUGGGAACUACGAGUUAACUCGUCGUGAUUCUUUUUCAAGAGGUGGAACAGAAUGACCGUAAAAGACAUAUUCCUAGGUAUAACAAGCUCCGAGGGAAGACAAGUUUUUGUCACGGUGCUGAGACUGAACAAGUCGGUUUCUCUGCAUUGUCUGAAGAUUGACUGAAACGCCUCCAAAUAACACCCUUUUCGCUACUUCAACUGAAGCAGUUUGUUGUAUUUGUUCUCAUUUACCGGUAUGGUUUUAGGAAUCAGGUAAUCAUUUGUAUGUAUAUGUCAAUCUGUAUAAAUCUUUUAGAUACAGAAAGAGCUGAGGGAAAAGAGAAAUGUUAUAGGAAUUGUUUGUUUUUGUUUUUCUUUCUAGGAGGUGGAAUAGAAUAACCUGGUUGAAGCGUAAUGAUCAUACAUUUGUAAUGCAUUGUAUGUCCCAUAAUAGGUCCCAUUCGUCUAUCUUUUCCCGGAAGUCGAUGACUAUUCAUAGCUAUUACCUUGACAUCAUAGAAGAGUUCGAUCCAACGCUUUAUUUCUAUCC
Molecule: messenger RNA, 3236 nt
Organism: Camellia sinensis
Lineage: Eukaryota; Viridiplantae; Streptophyta; Magnoliopsida; Ericales; Theaceae
Source: RefSeq, a predicted model, not a curated record